UCUUUCCGCCUUGUGGGAGUCUCUUACUUCCGGUAGGGCUUGUAAAAUGGGAAAGAAGAUGGUUGUUUGAGUUAGUAAAAGACGAAAGGGCCAAAUUGAAGAAGUAUUUAAUUGUAUUCUUUGAGGAAGACAGCAACGCACUCAUAGCUUUAUUACAGCACUUCCCAAUUCAUUCAAAGAGAAGGGUUCAAGUUCCUCAUCUGAUAAUGGAGAACACAGCUGAUAAUGGAGACAGUACUGAACAAGGAAGCAAUGAACAGUCGGAAGUUCAGCGACAGCAUCAGAAUGAUCGCUUGGAUCGUGAAGAGGACUUCUAUCACUUUGUCAACAACUUGAGUGAAGAGGAUUACAGGCUGAUGAGAGACAAUAAUUUGCUGGGCACCCCUGGUGAAGUUACCAAAGAAGAGUUACUUCGUCGCCUUCUGCAGGUGAAGGAGGGGCCAGAACAGGUUAAUCAGAGUGAAAUCGGGGCAGAAGAAAAUCGUGGUCCUGAAACCCCAGAUGAUGGUUCAAAUGGUGAUUCGAUUCUUGAUUGGUUGAACUCUGUGAGACAAACUGGAAACACAACAAGAAGUGGCCAACGAGGAAACCAGUCAUGGCGGGCAGUGAGCCGCACUAAUCCCAACAGUGGAGAUUUUAGAUUUAGUUUGGAAAUCAAUGUAAACCGUAAUAUUGCAGAGCAGCAAAUGAGAGCAGAAGGAGAAAUGACAGAGAGGUCAGAAACUGAGCAACCUAUGGAGGUUUCUACACAUCUUACUGAGACAACAAAUGUAGAAAAUGCUGAUGUAGAUUCUGAAAGUCCUGGCCCUUCAGAUGCUGACAGAGUACAGGAAGUCUCAGAACCACAAACUCCCCAUGACCAAACUACUCAAAGAGGUGUCAGACGGGCAAGAAGCCGUAGUCCAGAGCAAAGAGUAACAAGACCAAGAAAUGACAGGAGUUGCUCACCAUCAUCUCGGGAUAAUGAUCAACUGCAUAGUUCUCCCCAGACCAGUUCAGUUGAAAGUCAGAAUCUAGAAAACCUUGUCGAACCACAUACUGAAGAAUCCAGCUCUGUAGCACAGAAUUUGCAUUCAAGGCCAAGUCUAACUGAAUCUGAUGCUGAUUUACAAAAUUCUACAAGACAGGACUCCUCUGUUCUUUCUGAACCAUCUCAAGAAAAUAAUUCUGGCAUUCAGGCAAGUGGUGAUACUAAUGCUGCAGGGAGGAGACCACCUACUAUCAUGCUGGAUCUUCAAGUACGGAGAGUACGGCCUGGAGAAUACAGACAGAGAGAUAGCAUAGCUAGCAGAACCAGGUCCCGGUCUCAAACUGCCAACAAUACCUUUACAUAUGAAAGUGAACAAGGUGGUUUCCGGCGUACUUUCUCACGAUCUGAGAGAGCCGGUGUACGCACUUACGUUAGCACCAUUCGUAUUCCAAUCAGACGGAUAUCUGAUGCAGGACUAAGUGAAGCUACCUCAAUGGCAUUGCAAACUAUGAUCAGGCAAAUAAUGACUGGAUUUGGGGAACUUAGCUACUUUAUGGACAGUGACAGUGACUCAGAUUCAAACAGAGGACCCAACAUUGAUUUACCAAAUGUUGGUGGCAGUUUAAGUCCUGAAAAUGUUGAAUUGCAAACCCAGGAAGAUCGGAGGAAUGACGCAAGUUUACAGUCUGGGGCUGGAGGAGAGAGCCGUGAAAGCAGAGUUCCAAAUAGUGCUGAGGAUGCUGGGUCCUUGCCUUUUCUUAGGCUAGCACACUUCUUUCUUUUAAAUGAUGAUGAUGAAGACCAUCCUAGGGGACUUACUAAAGAACAAAUUGACAAUCUUUCUACCCGAAGUUUUGGGGAAAGUGAUGGUCUUAAAACAUGUAGUGUGUGUAUUACAGAGUAUGCAGAAGGAAAUAAGCUUCGCAAGCUUCCAUGUUCUCAUGAAUACCAUGUUCACUGCAUUGAUCGUUGGCUUUCUGAAAAUUCCACUUGUCCCAUUUGCCGUAGGGCAGUACUGGUUUCAGGCAACCGAGAGAGUGUCGUCUAGCAGUUUGUUUUUUUGUUGUUUUUUUUGUUUUGUUUUUUUUUUUUUUUUUUGUUUUUUUUUUUUAGCUCCUGGAGUUUCUGUGCAAUAGAGUUAGCUAUUGAAGGAACAGCAGAGUCACUAUGAUUUUAUUCCAGUUCUACUAGGGGAUUGCUUGACUCACUCUUAAAUGAUCUUUGUUUUCACUGUUGAAAAAUAGAAAAUGCUGUAUGUAUGUUUCCAAUGGAUUGCUCUUACUCAUCUUGGAAGACCAAGUUAUUUAUCAUGAAUAGGGGAACUUAACUCCCUUGUAUCAUUCAUUGUUGAUCAUUUUUAUAAUCAUACUGAGAAAUAAAAAAAAUAUGACUAUACUUUUUAACAUCUUUUUAAUAUCUUUAUAAGACUGGAUAGUGCUAAAAAGCAUCUUAACUUGUACUUUUGUUCUGCUGCAUUAAAAUAAUUGUUUUUUCUUUGCACUAAAUGUCACUUUUUUGCUUUGCAUUAGGUAUAGAAAGUUACCACCCCCUUUAUUGGUACCUCUUUAUAACACUCUGAAAAAACAGGCUUUUUUCAUUUUUAUUUGCAGUAUAUUUCUAAGACAAGAAUCCACUAUGAGCUGAAAGGUGCUUUCAAAAGAACUUGAUUAAGGCAUUUCAAAGGCUCUGGGCCUCUCACAGAGCAUAGUAAAGACCAUCAUUAAGAAGUAGAAAAUAUGACACCACUAAUUGCUUUUCAAGAGAGGCCACCAAGAAAACAGUGGCAGCUAUAAAGGAUCUGCAGAACUUUUUAGCAGAGACUCUAGUCAUUGUGUGUGGGGGACUGCAUCACAACACUUAACCUGACCUGUAUAGGAAGGAUUGCAAGAAAAGAGACACUCAUUAAAAAAAAAAAAAAA
Messenger RNA from Polypterus senegalus (gray bichir), 2889 nucleotides. It is a transcript of the gene rlim, whose product is annotated as ring finger protein, LIM domain interacting. Gene Ontology annotation, molecular function: ubiquitin protein ligase activity. Gene Ontology annotation, biological process: protein ubiquitination; ubiquitin-dependent protein catabolic process; random inactivation of X chromosome. Gene Ontology annotation, cellular component: nucleoplasm; cytoplasm. Bases 207 to 2018 code for a protein of 603 amino acids. The transcript has 4 exons. The record is from RefSeq and is a predicted model, not a curated record. NCBI's taxonomy places the organism in Eukaryota, Metazoa, Chordata, Cladistia, Polypteriformes, Polypteridae.